CGUCAUCUUCUACAUGGACAAAGAUUCUCACUACUUGACUAAUCAUUGCUCAUCAUGUCAAAACCGUAUCACAUGUGGGUUGCGGGUCAAGAACGACCGGGAAAGGCGGAGUUAAUACCGGUUGAAGAUCCUGCUACUGGUGAAAUAUUUGCGCAAUGCCAUGCUGCAUCCGCCGAAGACGUCCAUGAGACAAUUCAACUGGCACACCAAGCCUUCAGGUCCGGCGCUUGGUCUAAAGCGCCCAGGCAAACCCGCGCAGACGUCCUGGACAAAGCAGCCGCUCUAUUGACCGAACACCUUCCCGAUCUCAUACACCUAGAAGUCCGCCAAACCGGCCGGGCAAUUCGCGAAAUGAACGCACAGGUGCCGACACUGGUCAAGUGGUUCAAAUACUACGCAGCAUUACUCCGCAUCGAGCAGCGGUCCGUCUUGCCCACGAUGGGCAAGCUGCACAACUGGGUUGACCGUGUUCCGCUGGGAGUAGUUGUGCAGAUCACGCCGUUCAACCACCCCCUAUUGAUCGCGGUCAAGAAAUUGGCACCGGCAUUAGCAGCUGGAAAUAGUGUCGUGGUGAAGCCAAGCGAGCUGACACCCCUGACCACACUUUUACUCGGAAAGUUGCUCAAACAGGCAGGAAUACCGGAUGGUGUCUUCAACGUUUUGCCGGGCUUCGGCGUGACGACGGGUCGUGCAAUGGUAGAGCACCCUCUUGUUCGGAAGGUAGAUGUUACGGGUGGCACGCAAGCUGGGAGGGCGAUUGGCUCUAUCGUUGGAGGAAAUCUCGCUAGGUUCACUGCGGAACUUGGAGGCAAGGCGCCGCUCGUCGUUUUCGAGCAAGCCGAUGUGGAUGUCGCGGUGAACGGCAUUGCGUUCGGCUCGUUCAUCGCCAGUGGGCAGACAUGCGUCGCGAGCACUCGAAUCAUCGUGCACAAUAAAGUGCUCCCACACGUGCUUGAGUGGCUCAAGGCCAAGGCCGAGUCAAUAAUGCGGCGGAUGGGCUCACCCAGCAACGUGGAGUCGAUGAUGGGCCCGCUAGUCUCAGCUAAACAACUGCGAAAUGUGGAGAAUCUGGUUGGCGAGGCGGUUGACAGUAAAAAUGCCAUAGCCAUCACUGGAGGAGGCCGAAUGAUGGGCCAAAGCACGCUCGAUAGGACUGAUUUCUCCAAGGGCUACUUCUUCCCGCCUUCUAUCCUGACGUCCAAUACGACCGAUCGCGGCAGUAUUCUGAAGACCCGAAUCUGGAAGGAAGAAGCAUUCGGCCCCGUCAUCGUCGUCGUCGGAUUCGACACAGAAGAAGAGGCUAUCACCCUGGCCAACGACAGCGAAUUUGGCUUGGGUGCUGCAAUCUGGACCAAAGAUCUAGCGCAGGCGUUCAGGGUGUCGGAGCAGAUUGAGGCGGGCAUCGUAUGGAUCAACACACAUCAUCGCAAUGACCCGAGCAGUCCCUGGGGUGGGGCCAAAUCGUCGAGUGGUGUGGGAAGCGAGAACGGGGUUGAUGCGUACAAUGAGUAUACCACUAUGAAGAGUACGGUUGUAAAUUAUGCUUCGACGGAAGAGGCCUUGGCUUCGGAGGAUUGGUUUAAGGAAGGGAAUGGGGAUGUGAGGUAUGGUUGAGGGGAGGUGCACAGCGUGUACGUUAGUAUUCGUAAUCAGGCUUCAAAUAGUAGCAUACAGUAGUAGCCCGUGCCCAAUAUUGAUUAUCUUCCGUAGAGCGCGCACCCAUUAAUACCGACUUGAUCGUG
This is a messenger RNA of Pseudomassariella vexata, 1742 nucleotides long. Its product is annotated as aldehyde dehydrogenase. The record is from RefSeq and is a predicted model, not a curated record. Lineage: Eukaryota; Fungi; Ascomycota; Sordariomycetes; Amphisphaeriales; Pseudomassariaceae. Gene Ontology annotation, molecular function: aldehyde dehydrogenase (NAD+) activity. The transcript has 3 exons. Bases 55 to 1614 code for a protein of 519 amino acids.